Messenger RNA from Effrenium voratum, 1156 nucleotides. NCBI's taxonomy places the organism in Eukaryota, Dinophyceae, Suessiales, Symbiodiniaceae. The record is from the annotation of a GenBank genome assembly.
UGUGAAGUCAGACGAUUCGUAGAGGAGAUAGGUCGUGCAUCUCAACUAGCUUUAAACAAACCUUCCAAGCGCGAAUGACCCGCGGCAGGAGUUCUGGCCCAAAGCGUGCGUUGUUUGAAAAAAGAGGCGGGAAAUGCGCUGUGUCUGGCUGGCAUGCGUGUGUUGGGCAGUGGCUGGGUACAGGCAUACCUUAUCCUUCUAUGCCUGUGAGGAAGUGCAGUAUCCGACGGAGAAGGCGGUGAUACAGUCGCAGUUUGUCUAUUUGCUGGCGGCGACCAACGACUCCGCCUUGAAUCCUCGCAGCGGGCAUUACUUCCAUCGUUACAAUAUCCGGGAGAAGUGGAUCGACUCCGGGAAGGGCGGCUUUGAAGUGUAUUGGCAGGAUUUGCCUGGGGGGCCCUGGAGAAUCCUUGAUUUGCAUACGAACAACACCGACGAGGAGGCCACAACGUACUGGCGGCAAGAGCUGGGUCCUUGCAAGGAGAGGGACUGGUGCCGCAUGGCAAUGUGGCAUUCUGAGCUCUGGAAGGGCCACCGCUUCUACUUGAACUUUUUGUGCGUCACAGACAUAAUGGGCCACGAACUCUUCUACGAGGGCGGCCCGUCAGACCCAGAGCUGGUGAGCUAUGCCUGGUCGCUGAUCCAGGCAAAGGGCGGCGGCCUGGAGAAGUUCAACUUGGUGCAGGUCCCAACUGGGCCGAGUGAGCAGCCGUGCCCCUGGGGGAAGGAAACUUCUGAUCUUUCCUAGCUCUGAUGUUGCAGGGUGUAAGCGACGAUUUUCAGUGCUUGUGAUUGCUGAUCGACAUUGUCCAUUGAAGUCACCAUACUGCCUUGGAGUGCUUUUGCGAGGAGGAUUCCUGAUAGUCCACAUCGUCGGGGAUUGAGCAGCAUCUCUUCAGGUCUGAAAUCAUUUGCAGUAAGAGGCGUGGCUGAGCUAUGCUGCACCAGAGCUGCGCGUUGUCAGAAACCAAGAGACAGGUUGGGCCCGGGUUCCGGGGGGUCCGGGCAUGGCAGCUCUGGCGCAGGGCAACGCUACCUGGGCUUGGGUUUUGCGUGGCCGCUUUGUAGCAGAAUUUACAAUGCGCAUCUGGCGCUGCGCUUUGUUGGGGGUUUGCCUCACACCGGAAAAAAACAUCAACCGCACACAUGCUUUAGC